AUGGAGAACUCCAGCCCCCCAUUGUCGCCCAUCCGACAAUACAUUGACACGUCGCCGUCACAUUCCCAAUACCGCGAACACCUGCGCCGACGGACGAGCAGCUUCUCCUCGAACAAUCACGAUCGGAGCCCCACGAGCCCGCAGUCGCGCCAUCGCUUCAGCACUGCCUCCCAACUCUCUGUCGAGGUCCCCGACACGCCCUUGGACGAAAGGGGCGGCGGUGGGCUGGGUAAUCUUGCCGAUGAGCUCGACCAAUUGGAUGAUGAAGAUGAUGAGGAUGAGGAUGACGACGAUGACUUUGACGAGGGCGUGACGGAUGACAUACACCACCAGCUCAAGGGCGAAGAGCAAAGCCGCGACAGUGGAAUCGACGUCAGCUACGCCAACUCUGAAAAAGGCGGCCAGGGAACGACCAAACGACAUGUGCGCAACUUCUCGAAGCCCUUUGGCGGCGGCAGCGACAGCGAGAAACCGCCCGACGAGAUACGGAGUGCGAAUAACAAGGCGGCAGCAGCAGCAGACGCGGAAGACGACUUCUCGUCAGAUCUCGAGGAUAUGAUGAAUACCAUCGCGCGCAUGACGAGUUACACCUCCAACACCGAAGAUCCACUCGUGCCUCGCACCGUCACGCAAUUGCAAGAUCUGGGGAAUCAAACCGAUCUUGAAGCCGGAGCUCAUAGAUUGGUCACAAGCACCAACAGUCUCACAUCGCAUCUCACUUCGCAGGCAAAAGCUUUACAGACUCUCGCCCAAAGUCUGUAUCCCAUGUAUGCCGGAUUCGGAACCACAUCUCUCGACCCUUCCCAGAUCGAGGAAGUUCUACCUCUGCUGGACAUGCUCAAGGACAGUCUCCCGCACCCGGACAUGGUGACGGUGCAGAAGCUGCAGAAGCUCGAUCGGGAAACAUUGGAUGUCAUCCAGACCUUGUCGACGUUGACGGAUACGCUGCAGAUGGGAAAACAGAUUACGAAUUCUGCCGCGAGGCAUUUGAGGACGACGCAGACGAUGGUGGAAGAGCUGCGAAGGGAACGCGAGAGAGGAGAGAGUGCAAAAGAGGAUUUGACGGGGAGUGGGUGGGAUGCGAAAUUGGAGAAGAGAUGGUGUGGUGCGCAGUGUGGGGAUAUCCUGAGUGGAUUUGAGAAGAGAUGUGAUGUGUUAAGAGGGGAGUUG
Messenger RNA from Sphaerulina musiva SO2202, 1170 nucleotides. RefSeq lists its product as uncharacterized. The annotation marks the transcript as partial. The transcript has a single exon. NCBI's taxonomy places the organism in Eukaryota, Fungi, Ascomycota, Dothideomycetes, Mycosphaerellales, Mycosphaerellaceae. The record is from RefSeq and is a predicted model, not a curated record.